Molecule: messenger RNA, 1344 nt
Organism: Neltuma alba
Lineage: Eukaryota; Viridiplantae; Streptophyta; Magnoliopsida; Fabales; Fabaceae
Exons: 1
Coding region: 93-974 (293 amino acids)
Source: RefSeq, a predicted model, not a curated record
UUUUCUAUUCUUAUCUUGUCCUUUUUUUCCUCGCAUUCGGAUUUUGAGCUCUUUGCUGAUUGCUUUCUUCGCGUCAGACUUGGACUAAGGUGAUGGAUGGGAGGGGAGGGUGUUGUAUCGCGAGAUACGCCACCGGGGCGUACGAUAUGUCCAAGGUUCAGAGAAUAAUGCUCAGGUUUCGCCCGAUUGCCCCGAAACCAACCGCCGGCAGUACCAACUCCGGCACUUCUUCGUCGGAGAGCAGUGACGCCUUCCACAAAGGCGGGAGGCCGAAGAGAAAGUACGUUAGAGAUGGUGGCGCCAACAACGGCAAGCGGUGCAAUAAGAGGAGAAAAUUAUCGCCGGAACAAAACGGCCCGGUUGUUACUCUUCCUCUGCUUCCAGAAAUUCCUGAUCCUAAGACUCCUCUGGCGAUAGAUCCAGUAAUACGUGCACCGAAGGGUCUCCGGAACAACGGAAACGCUCCGAUGUGGUUGAACUUCGAGAACGAGAACAUCGCGCCGGGUAAAGUAGAUCCUCCGGUGCCGUUUUGGUAUCAUGAGCAGUCGCUGAUGAAGGCUGCGGGAUCAUGCGUGACGGUUGAAUGUGUGACGGAGACGUGGGUGGAGGGGGAAGGGCUAGGAGGUACGGACGACGAGCGAACAGUGAGGCUGGGCAAGGACACGUGUCCGGCGUUUAUAUCGGACGGUUAUGGUAGGGUGACGUGGACGAACGGAGCUUACAGGAGCAUGGUGGGGCAGGGCGGUGGCAGUGAACAAGGCGUGCGAUUGGUGAUGAAGGAGAAGGCGGGGAUGGCUGUGAGAAGAGCGGUGGUUGGCUACCCAUCGUUCACGUGCAGGGUGAGGGUAGAUUACACGUGCGGGAGCAAGACAAGUUCGUUGACGGUGCCUUGUGACGUGUGGAGGAUGGACAGCGGCGGGUUUGCAUGGAGACUGGACGUCAAAGCUGCUCUGAGCUUGAGCCUGGUUCGGUAAUGAGGAGACACGCGGAAUAUAGAGUUUUAUAUAUAUAGAUAUGGAUAACAGCUCCUGACUCCAAACGGAUCGUUUCAUCUGCGAAAUCCGUCCCUCUGAGAGAAGUGUUUUCUUUAAUUAACCUGAUAUCUUAACUCUUUUUAUAAGUGUGAAUAUCUACGAGCCUAGUAGUGUGUAUGUGCUUCAUCGUUUACGCAAGUAUUGGGUUGCUGGGAGAGGUUUCUGCGUCUGACGUGAGUUUGAAUUUUCUGAGCGUUUGCUUGCCAGAAGCAUGUAAUUUUGUGUAUCCCACGUAGUAAAUGUUUUUGUGGUGUUCUUGAUAAUAUACUCUAGUUUACUGGUUAUAUAUCGCUGAUGUUUACCCUUGGAA